Molecule: messenger RNA, 3708 nt
Organism: Podarcis muralis (Common wall lizard)
Lineage: Eukaryota; Metazoa; Chordata; Lepidosauria; Squamata; Lacertidae
Gene: SLC27A4
Product: solute carrier family 27 member 4
Biological process (GO): long-chain fatty acid import into cell; long-chain fatty acid metabolic process; medium-chain fatty acid transport
Cellular component (GO): endoplasmic reticulum membrane; plasma membrane
Molecular function (GO): oleoyl-CoA ligase activity; long-chain fatty acid transmembrane transporter activity
Source: RefSeq, a predicted model, not a curated record
CAGAAGGAAACCGAGCUAGGUAGUGGGAGAGAAAGAGAGAAUGAAAAAGCGGUACAAGAGUAAAGAAAGGAGGAAAGUCAAAGCACACAGACCUUCCCCACCCACGUGCAAGGCUGCGGAGCGCAGGAAAGACUACAAAUCCCGCGGUGCAUUGCGCCAAAGCGCUGCUCUCUCUCGCCCCCUGCAGGACCCCCUUUUGCCAGAGCUCCUGCAGCAUCAGUGGCUAGCUGCUGCUGUCGCUGCCGUUUGGUUUCUUCAUUUUCUCCUCCCGCUUGCAAUUCUCAUGCGGGAGGGAGGGCAGUGCAGGUGGAAAAGGGAGGAGGAAGGAAGUGCCAAAGCCAGGAGGAGCCGCAGCCGCUGGGCUGAUCAGGAGAGCCUUUGCAAGAGGAGGAGGAGGAGGAGGAGGAGGCAGGAGAAGACAAGAUCCUGCCCUUCUGACAGCUGCUGAACCAGCUGUUACUGCUGGACCCGCAUCCUCUGCCCCGCGAGGAGGAUGCGAUGUUGUGACACUCAGUAGCCACAGAGCUCCGUAGGAUAGCAGAGAGAGGUUAUGGUCCAAAUAGCAUUCUCUCUGUCGGGAGAAGGUGAAGCAAAGAGGCAGAGAGACGUCGCUGAAGCAAAAGGCUGCCUUGUGCAGGAGAAGAAUUAGCUAGGAUUGCAAGCCCAGAUUUCCCUUGGCCAGCAUGUUACGUUCGGCGGCUCUGCUUCUCCUCUUCGUGGUCUUCCGGCUGUUCCUGGGGUUGCCAUGGAUCCAGGUGGUCCCAGCUCUCUUAAUAUUCUACUUGGGAUCUGGAGGAUGGACUUUCCUUCGCAUCGUCAUCAUGACAGCCAGACGGGAUGUUUCGACUGGAUACGUUGUCCUCUUGACUCGGUUGAAGGUUUGGUGGUACGUGAAGCACAAGUACACAGUCCCAAAGCUCUUCCAGCAGGCAGCACGCAAGAAUCCAGGAAAAGCAGCCCUGAUUUUCCAGGGGACAGGCGAGACGUGGACUUUCCAAGACCUGGAUAACUAUUCCAACCAGGUGGCCAACUUCCUGUAUGAAAGAGGCUUCCGCUCUGGGGAUGUCAUCGCCCUGUUCAUGGAAUCCCGCAACCAGUAUGUUGGUCUCUGGCUCGGCAUGGCCAAGAUCGGUGUGGAGGCUGCCCUCCUCAACUCUCACGUGCGGCAGGAGUCGCUCCUUCACUGCAUCAACAUCUCGCACUCAAAGGCCGUCGUGUUUGGAAGCGAGUUGGCUGAUGCCUUGCGGGAAGUACAGCCUUCUCUUGGGAAGUCCAUUCACCUCUUCUGUUCUGGCGACUGGAAAGCGGAAAGCAUACUGCCAGGCUCAGAACAUCUGGACCCUUUGAUUGAAAAAGCAUCUCGCCAGUCACCAACUCCCCCAGACAAGGGAUUCCUAGAUAGAUUGUUCUACAUCUACACUUCAGGCACAACGGGGCUGCCCAAAGCUGCAAUCAUUGUCCAUUGCAGGUAUUUCCGGAUGGCAGCCCUGGUUUUCAACGGCUUCCGCAUGCGACAGGACGAUGUGGUCUAUGACUGCCUCCCCUUAUACCAUGCAGCAGGUAACAUUGUUGGGGUUGGCCAAUGCGUCCUGCAUGGGAUGACGGUCGUGAUCAGGAAGAAAUUCUCAGCUUCUAACUUCUGGGAAGACUGUGUGAAAUACAACUGUACGAUCGUACAGUACAUUGGGGAGAUAUGUCGGUACCUGUUGAACCAGCCAUCUCAAGAGGUGGAGAGGAAACAUCGGGUCCGGAUGGCUUUGGGCAAUGGCCUGCGGGCUUCCAUCUGGAAGGAGUUCACUGAGCGCUUUGGCAUCCCCCAGAUAGCCGAGUUUUACGGAGCCACCGAGUGCAACUGCAGUGUGGGCAACUUUGACAACAAGCUGGGGGCUUGUGGCUUCAAUAGCAGGAUCCUUCCCAACAUUUACCCCAUCAACCUAGUCCGAGUGAAUGAGGAAACUAUGGAGCUGAUCCGGGGACCUGACGGGCUCUGUAUACGGUGCAAACCAGGAGAGCCAGGCCAGCUGGUUGGGCGCAUUGUCCAGAGCGAUCCUUUGCAGCGCUUUGAUGGCUACUUGAACAAUGAGGCCAACAAUAAGAAGGUUGCCCGUGAUGUCUUCACCAAAGGCGACUGUGCCUAUCUCACAGGUGAUGUUCUGAUCAUGGACGAGUUGGGCUACAUGUUCUUCCGAGACCGCACAGGAGACACUUUCCGCUGGAAGGGCGAGAACGUCUCCACGACGGAGGUGGAGGGGAUGCUCAGUCGCAUCCUAAACAUGACAGAUGUCGUGGUUUACGGGGUGGAAGUUCCAGGAACUGAAGGGAAGGCUGGGAUGGCAGCAGUUGUGGAUCCAGACCAGUCCUGUGACUUGGAGAGCUUUGCUGAGGAUAUGAAGAAGGCGCUGCCUGCUUAUGCCCGACCUGUUUUCCUGCGUCUGCUUUCGGAAGUGCACAAGACAAGUACCUUCAAGUUCCAGAAAAUGGACCUGCGUAAGGAGGGAUACGAUCCCAAUGUGGUGAAGGACAAGCUUUAUUUCCUGGAGCCCCGGCAGUGCCGCUACCUCCCGUUGAACGAGGACAUCUUCAAGAGAAUCCAGUCAGGACAAAUGAAGCUGUGAAACAGCCCCUGAUCUUCUGCCCCUCUGUCUAGGGUAGGGUGGUGGGACUGGUGUUUGCAUAGGAAAGGAAAAGCCAGUGAUGGUUAGAGAUUUAACAAAAUGGCGGCGGGAGGGGGGAGGGGGAGGCACAGCGAGUUGUUUUUUUGGUUUCGUUUAUGAUUUGACCUGUUUUCGUAGAAGACGAUGGCCAAUGGGGCAGCCUCCCCCAACCUGGUGCCCUCCAGGAGUUUCGGACUAUAACUCCCAUCGUGAGGGAAGCUUGCCAUAUGGUUUGCAGGGGGGCAGCUGGGGGCGGGGGGCAGGUUGAUGCAUACCAAAGCAUAGAAGCACUAUGGCUUUAUUUUCUACUUGGUUGGAACAGUGGCCGUGCUGUUUCCUGUUCCUCUGGGUUGAGCAUGCUAGGUCAAGUGUGUCAGUUUCAAAGGCUCUGCCCUCCGGUUCCCCAGGCCCCAUCCACCGCUCUACAUUUAAAACAAUACCACACCAUUUUGAACAGCCAUGGCUCCCACCCCCCACAAAGAAUUAUAGGAACUAAAGUUUGUUUAAGGUGCUGAGAGUUGUCAAAAGGCCGCCUGUUCCCUUGCCAGAGCUGAAGUCCCUCUUCACAGAGAACUCCGGGAGUUAUAGCUCUGUGAGGGGGUGGGCCUCCUAACAAAUUUUGGGACCCUUAGCAAACUACAGCUCCCAGGAUUCUUGGGAGCGGAACCCAUGACAGUUAAAAGUGGAACGGUACUGUUUUAAAUCUAUAGUGCGGACGAGGCCCUGAUCUCCCUUUGCCCCUUUUCUGUGUUUCCCCAUAGGACCCACAAGGGCUGCACUGCUUCAUUACGCCUCUGGGUGGUGCCAUUGCGCUUCGUUUCUCUGGGGUCCACCUUUGAUCCUUCUCUCUUGCCAUGGUUGUGAUUAUAACUUUUUAUGAGGAGAGAUUGUCUCUCUCGACUGCACUGUCCCUAGUUUGCGGAGUGGGCAGGAAGGGCACAGUGACUCAACUUAUUCCAGGGAUAUGGGUGGUGUGUUUAGUUUGGUUUUACUUUCACAAAUGGAUGUUUAUUUGUAUGUGCGGGUUUUCAUAUUAUUAUUUUUUUGCAAUUUA